GCGCGCUGCCCCCGCGACGAUGGGCGGCGUGGACGGCGGGGACUCGUCCGUGGACGCGAUAUGGGCGUCCCUGAAGGCGAAGACCGCGCCGUCGCAGCACGCCGCGCGCGCCAAGGCGCUCAUCAGGGGCGCGUCCGACCGCGGCUCCGCCUCGCCGUCGUCCUCGAACCGCGCCAACAAUUCCGCGUCCGCCGGUUCAAAGUCGCCCAAGCCGUCCGAGCGCGCGCGCGACCUCCCCGUCGCGCCGUCUCGAACGCGCGGCUCCGCGUGCGCGUCGUCGUCGUCGUCGUCGUCGGCCGCGCCCGCCGACGCGGACGACGCCGCGCUCGCCGAAUCUCGCGCGCCGACGACGCGCGCGUUCGAGACGGCGGACGAGCUCGGCGCCGCGAUCGCGCGCGAUCUGAACGCGCUCGCGGACGCGCAGGGGUCCGCGGCCGGGCGCCUCCGCGCGCUCCGCGCGAUCCGUCGCGUGAUCGACACCGCGUCCCCGAAGCUCCUCGCGGACGCCGCGGCGUCGAUCCUCGCCAAGCCGCUCCUGCGACGGUUCGAAGACGUCAGCGAGCAGUGCCGCGAAGCCGCGGUGGACGCGCUCGCGGCGCUCGUCGCGCGCGGCGGCGAAGACGUCACCUUGGACCUCCUCCCGUAUCUCAUCCCCGUCCUGCGCGAUCGCUUAGGCCCGCUCGCGACGGACGGGAAGGACCCAUCGGAGCCCGCGGAGGAGAUUCGCGCGUCCGCGCACGCGCUGUUGACGAGCGCGACGCGCGACGCGGGGACGGGGAUCGCGGCGUACGCGUCCGACGUAGCGGAAGUGCUGGAGUUUACGUGCGAGGAUAAACACGUGGACGUCGUCGUUCAGGCGUGCGCGUGCCUCGAGCAGCUCGUGACGCACUUGGGGCGACGGCUGCAGCCGAUCGCGAAGAAGCUCGCGUGGACGUUCACGCCGAACUUGACGCACAAACGCGCGAGGGUGCGCGUGGAGACGUUGAAGGCGCUUCGAGUGUUGAUGCACUGCAGCGCGCACGAGACGAUUCUGGACCUCGUCGCGUUUAAGCACCCGAACCUCGUGCCCAUCAAGGCGUUCUACGGCGACGACCAGAAGGUGAACUACUUCGGGAAGCUCGCUACCGACGGCGCCGUGCACGUGCGGAGAGAGUUUAUUCGCACCGUCGGCGACUGGAUGACGACGCUCACGGAGCGGACAGACCACGAGAGCAGGCUGCUUCCGUACGUCAUGUCCGCGCUGACGGACGAGGCGAGCGUCGUGCAGGAGGACGCGAUGGAGUUGAUGGAUAAGCUCGGCGCGCAGUACGAGCGAGAGCACGAGAAUGACUUGAAGAGCACGAUGGCGUACAUGCCGGAACAUUUCGGCGGGGAGGCGGCGUACGGCGCCGGCGACGACGCGCUCGUUUUGCCGCCGCCGUUCACGACGCGGCCGCGGUUAGGGUCGCGGAUUUUGGUGAAGAACAACUUCAGCGCGGUCGUGAACCCGGUGAUCGGCGAGAUGUCGUCCUGGCAGACGGAACUCCGAGGUAAAGCCGCGACGUUGCUUCGGACGAUGAUGGUGUACCUGGAAGAGAACGCGACGCAACACUGCGCGCAGCUCUGCGCGUCGUUCGUCGUCGCGAGCGCGGACGAUAACGUCAGCGAGAACGUCCGCGACUGCGGGAAACUCUUAGGCCGCUUCGUGGCCCCGAAAGAGUGGCUCUCCGUGCUCGUCGAGAAGCUCGGCGCGACGAACGACACCGCGACGCGAACGGGCGCGGCUCGCGUGUUGGCAGCGUGUUUAGCCGGCGCGUCCGCGGACGCCAUGGCGGCGACGGACGACGCCACGGGCACUCCGCUCGUCUCCGUCGUCCUCGACGCGCUGUCCGACCCCGAACUCGUCGGGAGCGCGGACACGUCGCUUCGAGCGGCCGUGUGCGGCGUCGUGGAGACGUGCGCGGCGGAGAAGAGCGGGACGUGGAGCGACCGCGUCGCGGCGCUCGUCGGCGUCGCGAUUCGUCUCGGCGGCGGCGAGGGCGUGGAGCGGACGCCGUUGGCUUCCAGCGCGGCCGCGGUCGCCGCGCGAGGCGCGAUCGACGUGGACGACGCCGGGGACAAGGCCGCGGCGGCGAUGCGGCGGGCGCUGAGCGCGCUCGCGAGCGCGGGAGGACACGCGGACGCGUCGGCGCUCGUCGCGUCCGCGCGCGGGGCGCUUCUGACGCCGCUCCGAAGCCUUCCCCCGAAAGGGUGGAAGCCCGCGGACGCGGCGGUCCUCGCCGCCGCCGCGGAAGCGCCCGGGACGCCGUCCCCGGAGGAGACCUCCGCGCUCGUUCAGCUCUCCGCGCUCGUCGCGGAGCGCGCGGCCGGGGCGGACGUGCGAGAACGGUUGCUGUCGUUUCCGUUCAUCGCGCGGCCGUCGACGUCCGCGGCGUUAUCCGACGGCGACGUUGCGCUGCUCCUCGGCGCGGCUCUGAGGGCGGCGGCCGCGGACGCGUGCGUCCCCGGCGGCAUCGCUCGCGACGCGCUCGCGGCGUCGCUCGCGGCGUUGCGACCCGGGGCGUGCGCGUCGUCCGCGGCGGCGGCGGCGGCGCGCGACGCGUCCGUCGCGUUGUCCGACGCGAUGUCUCGCGUCGACGCGCCCGCGCCCGUCCGUCGCGACGCGAUCGAGGUGACGCGCGCGCUCGUCGAGCGCCACGACGAGACGUGCGCGAUCGCGAUCGAGACGGUCGUCAGGGUGGUCACCGCGCUGAGGGCGCGUCUGGACGACAGCGCGGACGACGUCCGCCGCGCCGCCGCCGCCGCGCUCGCGUCGACGGCGUCGUCGUCCUCCGCGUUUGCAACCUACCACGCGUGUUUGGCGACGCUGCAGCCGCACCUCCUGAGCGACGACGCGUUUAAAAACGACGCACGCGGCGUCUUACUCGCGGGAAUGAAAUCGCACGCGGUCGCGACGUCCGCGGCGGUGGACCGGUCGCGGGUGCGCGCGACCGAGCACGCGGACGUCUUGAGCGGCGUCGGCGGAGGGACGUGGACGGAGAGCGACGUGGAAGGGUUCGACGACGCGAUGGCGACGUUCCGCGCCGCCGAGGCCGCGGCCGCGGAGGCGCGAAAGGCGGAACAGAGAUCGGAGGAGGAGAUCGCGGCGGACGGCGCGACGAAACGUCUCGCCGCGGUCGGGAUCGACGUCGACGCGCCGGUGGAGAGGGCGGCGGCGGCGGCGACGCGCGAAGAAGACGCGGGCGACGACGACGAGCCGUUCGAUCUCGAUUGA
Messenger RNA from Micromonas pusilla CCMP1545, 3253 nucleotides. RefSeq lists its product as uncharacterized. The record is from RefSeq and is a predicted model, not a curated record. The transcript has a single exon. NCBI's taxonomy places the organism in Eukaryota, Viridiplantae, Chlorophyta, Mamiellophyceae, Mamiellales, Mamiellaceae. Bases 20 to 3253 code for a protein of 1077 amino acids.